Messenger RNA from Mangifera indica (mango), 1504 nucleotides. Its product is annotated as protein STRICTOSIDINE SYNTHASE-LIKE 3-like. The coding region runs from base 81 to 1256 and encodes 391 amino acids. Gene Ontology annotation, biological process: biosynthetic process. Gene Ontology annotation, molecular function: strictosidine synthase activity. The transcript has 5 exons. The record is from RefSeq and is a predicted model, not a curated record. NCBI's taxonomy places the organism in Eukaryota, Viridiplantae, Streptophyta, Magnoliopsida, Sapindales, Anacardiaceae.
CGACUAUUAUUUAAUAGUUUUUCCGUAUAACAACCCUUGUCUUUUUCAGUUUUCUUUCAUUCUUUCUUGUUGUGCUCGCAAUGACCUUUAAAGGGUUUUUUGGGCUGUUGUUUCUGCUUCUGGCUGUGUACUGUGGGCUUGACCCCUUCAAACACAGUGCCAUAUCGGAGUUUCCGGAAUUUGUCUCACUCAAGGUGGAAAUGCCCGAUUGGUCACUUGUUCCAACGGAUAAAGACGAACAAAAUUUGCUUCAGAAGUCGGAAAUUAAAUUCUUGAACCAGGUACAGGGCCCUGAAAGCAUUGCUUUUGAUCCUCUUGGCCGUGGUCCUUAUACUGGUGUUGCUGAUGGCAGAAUUCUCUUCUGGGAUGGUGUCAAGUGGAACGAUUUUGCUUAUACUUCUAAUAACAGGUCAGAAUUAUGUGACCCGAAGCCAUCACCUUUUGCUUACUUGAAGCAUGAGCACAUCUGUGGCAGGCCUUUGGGGCUCCGGUUUGACAAGAAAACUGGUGAUUUAUACAUUGCAGAUGCGUAUUUUGGACUUAUGAAGGUAGGUCCAGAAGGUGGAUUGGCAACAUCCCUUACAACAGAAGCAGAAGGCGUGCCAUUGAGGUUUACUAAUGAUCUAGAUAUUGACGAUGAAGGGAAUGUUUACUUUACUGAUAGCAGUAUUCUUUUCCAGCGGAGGAACUUCAUGCAAUUGGUUUUCUCUGGUGAUGAUAGUGGAAGGGUUCUCAAGCAUGAUCCAACUACAAAACAAACAACGGUUCUUGUAAGGAAUAUCCAGUACCCUAAUGGUGUGUCCUUAAGUAAGGACAAAUCAUUUUUCCUCUUUGUUGAAGGACGUGUUGGCAGAUUACAAAAGUAUUGGCUGAAAGGUGAGAAGGCUGGUACCUCAGAAGUGUUUGCCAUUUUACCUGGAUUUCCUGACAACGUCCGAACAAAUGAAAAAGGUGAGUUCUGGGUGGCAAUCCACUGUCGGCGGUGGAAAUAUGCUUGCUCUUUGGCUCUAUUCCCUAAACUUAGGACAUUCAUUCUUAAACUCCCAAUAUCGGCAAAGAUACAUUACCUCGUACAAAUUGGGGGAAGACUCCAUGCACUGGUUGCCAAAUACAGCCCAGAGGGGAAGCUUUUGCAGAUAUUGGAGGAUAGUCAGGGAAAAGUUGUUAAAGCAGUUAGUGAAGUAGAAGAGAAGGAUGGUAAACUGUGGAUGGGAAGUGUUCUGAUGCCCUUCAUUGCCGUUUACAACUUACCUUGAUUAAAGUACAAAUCUAUACAAUACAAAAUCUAGAGAUGGAAAUUAAUAAGAUUGCACCAUAUAUAAUAAGCUUGGGGCCCAUUCAGCUCUUGGACUAGCCCAUUGACGGUGACAGCCAGUCCAGGCCCGAGGGACAGCCAAUCCAUGUCUUGGUUAUUAGGGCUAGACUUUUUCCUUUUUCAAAACUAUGUGUAUUUAUUUUAGGUACACAAAUAUGUAUAUAUUUAUAUAUGUUAUUAUAUGAUUAA